CCGUCGGGUUCCCCUUUUCUUGCAGCCUAGAGAGCGGCUGCCCGGCACCAACGAGCCCCCACGUUGUCUGCGGCUCCUCCUCCUCGUCCUCGUCCCCUCCGUCCUCCUCCUGCUCCUCGCCGCCGCCAUGCCCGGAGGUCUGCUGCUCGGAGACGAGGCCCCCAACUUCGAGGCGGACACCACGAUCGGUCGCAUCCGCUUCCACGAUUUCCUCGGAGACUCAUGGGGCAUUCUCUUCUCCCACCCUCGGGACUUUACCCCAGUGUGCACAACAGAGCUGGGCCGUGCUGCCAAGCUGGCCCCGGAAUUCGCCAAGCGGAAUGUUAAGAUGAUUGCCCUUUCCAUUGACUCUGUCCAAGACCAUCUUGCCUGGAGUAAGGAUAUUAAUGCAUACAAUGGAGAUGAGCCCACAGAGAAGCUGCCUUUCCCCAUCAUUGAUGAUCACAACCGAGACCUCGCCGUCAAGUUGGGCAUGUUAGACCCAGAUGAACGAGAUGGGCAGGGCAUGCCUUUGACAGCUCGUGUGGUAUUUAUUUUCGGCCCAGAUAAGAAGUUGAAGCUUUCUAUCCUCUACCCAGCAACAACUGGCAGGAACUUUGAUGAGAUCCUCAGAGUGGUUGAUUCCCUUCAGUUGACAGCAUACAAGAAGGUUGCUACUCCUGUCGACUGGAAAUGUGGAGAUAGUGUCAUGGUUAUUCCAACUCUCUCUGAAGAGGAGGCCAAAAAACUCUUUACUAAAGGCGUCUUCACCAAAGAGCUCCCUUCAGGCAAGAAAUACCUACGGUACACCCCUCAGCCAUAGGCUACUCCAGCAAGACCCUGCUGGGGUCUAGCUGGGGCUCCCUUGAAGAUCUCUACCAGAAGAUAGCAGCCUGCCAAUCAUGUCUUCCUACAGUAAUUGAUUUAAAUAUCUUUCGGUGAUGAAAGUCAGGAGUCUUUGGGAUGGUCUACUAAUGGCUUGUUAAAUUAAAAUGGCACUAAAAGUCACCCGUGAUUCCUCUACUCGUGCCUUUACCAGCAUAUCACUUGGGUCAUUGAACUCUCUUGGGCGCUCUGCUGGCUAUCUCUGGGAUGGCACUGUUUGGGCCUACAAUGCUUGUGAGAUUCAUUGCAAUCUCUAUCAUCAGCCACCUAGCGCUGUUUGGCAUUUGGGAAAGGGGCUUCUUAGGAGCACUCACUGCAGGAGUACGAAGGACCUCUUUAACCAGCCUAAUAGACAGAUCAUCCCUUUUUCUAAUUAUCCACUCAAGGAUGGAUACAGUUUAACACGUCUAGUUUUGAGCUUCACCUCCCUACAUUUAUGAUCAACAACUUGUAAUAAUUCAGGUGUUUCAGAUAGGGGUGUGUUUUUUCAAAUGUUGAGUGUUCUAACCACGGUUAGGAAAAACUUGGAGAUUCUUAUUUUUCUAGCAGGUAACAAGGAAGCAGAAUACAACCUUAAAUAUUUUGUUAGAUUGGGCAAAAGAGCUUUCUAAUUCUGUUACAGUCUGUGGUUGAGGCAGCACAAUGCCUACUACUGACAUAUAGAAUGGUGGAGGGCCACAAUUAUAGGUGCCUUUUUAAAACAAGUCAUGGAUCUGGACAUGGAAAACAGCUCUUCAGUGUUCAUAAGAAGAUGAAAGCAGGGGAUAAAGAUACUAAUUCUUUAUUACAAAAUGUUGUCUCUGCAGUUUUUUUAUUUUUUUGCCUUUGGGGGAGUCACCAAUAAAAGCUUUUUGAAACUA
Dromiciops gliroides (monito del monte) is the source of this 1724-nucleotide messenger RNA. RefSeq names its product peroxiredoxin 6 (gene PRDX6). Gene Ontology annotation, biological process: cell redox homeostasis; cellular oxidant detoxification. Gene Ontology annotation, cellular component: mitochondrion; cytosol. NCBI's taxonomy places the organism in Eukaryota, Metazoa, Chordata, Mammalia, Microbiotheria, Microbiotheriidae. Gene Ontology annotation, molecular function: peroxiredoxin activity. The record is from RefSeq and is a predicted model, not a curated record. The transcript is spliced from 5 exons. Bases 128 to 802 code for a protein of 224 amino acids.